AUGGCAUCCACUUCGAAAACACCGGCGCCUGAGCCAACGCUCUACAUCGACGGCAAGUGGACGCACGCCAAGGCCGGACACACACGACCGAUCAUCAAUCCAUACGACAGCUCCACGAUCACUGUGAUCGACGAAGCCGGUAGCGACGAUGCGCUCGCGGCUAUCAACUCUGCAGUCAAAUUCUUCCGCACUUCGUCUUGGCCACAUCAGACGUGCACUGAGCGUACAUCGCUGCUCACCAGGGUAGCCGAUCUGUUGCAACGAGACAAGGAUGUCAUUGCCGAGAUCGAGACCAAGGACACGGGCAAGACGCUCGAAGAGAGCAAGGUGGAUGUCGACGACGUCACCAACGUGUUUCGCUUCUACGCCGAGGAAGCCAAGAAGCUGGACGAGCCCAAGAAGAUCAAGUCGGACGUGAUCCCUGAUUCGGUAGAGAGCACCACAUCGCACGUCCCUGUGGGCGUCUGCGUGCUGAUCGCACCUUGGAACUAUCCACUCCUGCAGAUCUGCUGGAAGGUAGCACCGGCUCUGGCAACGGGCAACGCUGUCAUCAUCAAGCCGUCCGAGGUGACGCCGCUUUCGACAGUGCACUUUGUCAAGCUGCUGAUCGAGGCUGGCGCACCUAUAGGGUCAGUACAGCUGCUCACGGCGGGAGGUGCAUCUGUGGGUCCCACCCUCACCGAGCACCCCGACGUCGACCUCGUUUCAUUCACCGGUGGCCUGGACACGGGCCGUCGAAUCAUCUCUUCGUGCGCGGCGACCGUCAAGCGAUGCACGGUCGAGCUGGGUGGCAAGAACCCUAACGUGGUGUUUGCCGACUGCGAUCUGGAAUGGGCCAUCGACACGGUGGUAACAGCCGUGUUCCUGCACUCGGGCCAGGUCUGCUCAUCUGGAGCGAGACUGAUCGUGGAAGAGUCGAUCGCAGACAAGCUGGUCGCCGGCGUGGUGGAGCGUGCCAAGCGCAUUCACAUGGGCAACGGCAUGGAUCCCGCAUCGGAGACCGGUCCCCUCGUGUCUGCAGCGCAUCUCUCGAAGGUGGAAGCGUUCGUUCAGCUGGGCGUCUCAGAAGGAGCCAAGCUGCUCGUGGGAGGGUCUCGUCCCGAUCCCAAGCAGCAUCCCGAACUGGCGAAAGGCUUCUUCUUCUGCCCGACCGUGUUCGACCACUGCCACCGCGACAUGCGCAUCGUCCAAGAAGAGACUUUCGGUCCCAUUCUCACCGUAGAACGAUUCAAAGACGGCGAUGAGGAGCACGCGAUCUACCUCGCCAACGACACCAAGUACGGUCUGGCCGGCGGCGUGCAGUCGGGCAACGUGGAGCGAGCACAAAGGAUUGCCAAGCGUCUACGACACGGCACGGUGUGGGUCAACACGUACGGCUCAUACACGCCUGCGGCCGAAUGGGGCGGCUUCGGCAUGAGCGGCAACGGGAGAGAGCUGGGCAGCAAAGGGCUGGACGAGUACAUCGAGACGAGGCACGAGUGGGUCGAGACCAACCCGGCCAAGCCUGGAUGGUUCAAGGGCCAAGGCAAGGCGCUGCAGCCUUCCAACUCCAGUGCGAUCAAGGCCAAAUUGUGA
This is a messenger RNA of Kalmanozyma brasiliensis GHG001, 1575 nucleotides long. Its product is annotated as Aldehyde dehydrogenase. The record is from RefSeq and is a predicted model, not a curated record. NCBI's taxonomy places the organism in Eukaryota, Fungi, Basidiomycota, Ustilaginomycetes, Ustilaginales. Gene Ontology annotation, molecular function: oxidoreductase activity, acting on the aldehyde or oxo group of donors, NAD or NADP as acceptor. The coding region runs from base 1 to 1575 and encodes 524 amino acids. The transcript has a single exon.